Messenger RNA from Sorex fumeus (smoky shrew), 1147 nucleotides. Its product is annotated as homeobox protein SIX1. Lineage: Eukaryota; Metazoa; Chordata; Mammalia; Eulipotyphla; Soricidae. The record is from RefSeq and is a predicted model, not a curated record. The coding region runs from base 255 to 1109 and encodes 284 amino acids. The transcript has 2 exons. Gene Ontology annotation, biological process: regulation of transcription by RNA polymerase II. Gene Ontology annotation, molecular function: RNA polymerase II cis-regulatory region sequence-specific DNA binding; DNA-binding transcription factor activity, RNA polymerase II-specific. Gene Ontology annotation, cellular component: nucleus; transcription regulator complex.
CCGGGCGAGAGGCCGGAGCCUACGAGGGAGGCCCGUAAGGCGGCGGAGCUCGGUGUUUUUUCGCGAGCCCCACUCUUAAUCAUCCUCUUCCUCGGCUGUCCGUCCCCAAGUCUCGGCUGGCCCUUUCGCCGACGCAAGGCCGAGGGAGGGGGCUAGAAGUAGCCGCCCUCCCCUCCCGAGGCAGCCACCCCCUGCUUUUCGGCUUUGCUCCCUGACGCGUGCGCCCGGGCAGUGCGCCCCGGCAGGCCCCAGCCAUGUCCAUGCUGCCGUCGUUCGGCUUUACGCAGGAGCAAGUGGCGUGCGUGUGCGAGGUUCUGCAGCAGGGCGGGAACCUGGAACGCCUGGGCAGGUUCCUGUGGUCGCUCCCCGCCUGUGACCACCUGCACAAGAACGAAAGCGUGCUCAAGGCGAAGGCUGUGGUCGCCUUCCACCGUGGCAACUUCCGCGAGCUCUACAAGAUCCUAGAGAGCCACCAGUUCUCGCCGCACAACCACCCGAAGCUGCAGCAACUGUGGCUGAAGGCGCACUACGUGGAGGCCGAGAAGCUGCGCGGCCGACCCCUGGGCGCCGUGGGCAAAUAUCGGGUGCGCCGAAAAUUCCCGCUGCCGCGCACGAUCUGGGACGGCGAGGAGACCAGCUACUGCUUCAAGGAGAAGUCGCGGGGCGUGCUGCGGGAGUGGUACGCGCACAACCCCUACCCAUCGCCGCGGGAGAAGCGGGAGCUGGCCGAGGCCACCGGCCUCACCACCACCCAGGUCAGCAACUGGUUUAAGAACCGGAGGCAAAGAGACCGGGCCGCCGAGGCCAAGGAAAGGGAGAACACCGAAAACAAUAACUCCUCCUCCAACAAGCAGAAUCAACUCUCUCCUCUGGAAGGGGGCAAGCCGCUCAUGUCCAGCUCUGAAGAAGAAUUCUCACCUCCCCAAAGUCCAGACCAGAACUCGGUUCUUCUGCUGCAGGGCAAUAUGGGCCACACCAGGAGCUCAAACUAUUCUCUCCCCGGGUUAACAGCCUCGCAGCCCAGCCAUGGCCUACAAGCCCACCAGCAUCAGCUCCAGGACUCCCUGCUCGGCCCCCUCACCUCCAGUUUGGUGGACUUGGGGUCCUAAAAGGGAAGGGACUGGUGCCUUGAAAUGCCAACUAGGAA